Molecule: messenger RNA, 399 nt
Organism: Ectocarpus siliculosus
Lineage: Eukaryota; Phaeophyceae; Ectocarpales; Ectocarpaceae
Source: the annotation of a GenBank genome assembly
AUGUUCGAUGUUGCUGCACCUACGCCCUUUUUCGCGUUUGCCGCCAACCGACCACGACGCCAACAGACGACGUACCACUUCAGGUGUUCCGAGAGGGACGGCGACGAACGCAUCGACGAGUUCGUUCAAAAGGCAUUCCGGUGGUACUGCGAGGAGAUGAAGUCCACGGAAGACCAAGGCCGAUACCUUUACACGCUUAUCGCGAACGAGGAGUUUGCGUCAUCGGCUGGGAAGGACAAAGGGGAAGGACCCGUCAGAAAGUACAAGCGCUACCGCCUGAGCGACGGCAAGGACUUUGACAGCCUUUUCUUCCCGGAGAAGGACGCGCUGUUGAGGAUCCUUCAGCACUUCGAGGAUAAGAGUGGUGAGUGGAAACGAAACGAGAUGUCCAAGGUUUAA